Coccidioides posadasii C735 delta SOWgp is the source of this 4256-nucleotide messenger RNA. Lineage: Eukaryota; Fungi; Ascomycota; Eurotiomycetes; Onygenales; Onygenaceae. The record is from RefSeq and is a predicted model, not a curated record.
AUAUUCUUUGUUAUUCAUUCUUUGCGUAAUUUUUCUGCUUCUUCUUUUCUCUUUUUUUUUGCCCCCACUCUUCACAGAGGCUGUUUUUUUGAAGCCUCCAGAAACUUUUCUUUUUACUCGAUUAACGUUCCUCCACAUCUGUCAGCAGUGAAAGAAGAAUUAACUUGUUCUUCCUCCUUUUGAAAAGGAAUCUAGCAUCGAAUAUUUCCGAUCCGUCACAAAAAAAACUCAAAGAAGCACUGCAACGAAGUAACGCGAGCCGAUACGCCGCACGCAGAUCGUCGAGAAUGUCUACACAUAUCUCUCAGAUUGCGGAAUCGCAAGAUGGAAAUGAGCUGAGACACAACGAUUCAAGCAGAGGCGGUCGAGGAACACGUAGGAGACGUAAUAGGAACCGUGGUGGUCAUGGUGGACGUGACAGGAGUGGUGUUGCUCAUCAUACAUCCGGCGGGGAUCGCGGUUCACGCCCUUCAGGGAGAAGUCGAGGGAGAGGUGGUAGACGGGGUGAUGGCGAGGCAAGAAGAGCACAGCAUAUUAGCGCUGCACGAGUGGACCCAGGUUCUGGAAGAAUAUUCGCUGGACGAUUGACGAGACCCGAUGAAUUGGAAUAUGCAAACGAUCGCACGCCUCAGGGAACAAAUGAUAGUGUUGAGAAUGGCCCCGCAUCCUUACGAGCAGAUGCUCCGGAGUUUGUGCCUGGAGCUCCUUCAAAAGCUUCACCUUCAACCGCCCUUGAUUCCCACCCACCAACGCAACGUAAAGCGAAACAACCCAGAAACCCCAAGACGAAAUCUACCGCGGACGAUAUUGCUACUCGUACACACGAAGAUAUACAGAAUGGAUUCUACGAGUGUCCAAUUUGCACAUCUGAAUUGGGAAGAAGAUCAAAAGUAUGGUCAUGCAAGCGCUGUUGGACUGUUUUUCACUUGAGUUGCAUAAAAAAGUGGUCGAACAAUGAAGGAUCAGCAAUGGAACGCCCACGAGGCGACGAUGAGGAGAACACAGAAGCAUUGCGGCCUCGAUUAUGGAGGUGUCCCGGUUGCAAUUUGCCGCAAGAUGUUAUGCCGUCGAUUUACAGCUGUUGGUGUGAAAAGGAGAUCGACCCUCGACCAUUACCCGGCUUGCCUCCACAUUCUUGUGGUCAAAGCUGCUCGAAGUCUCGCAACGGUUGUCCACAUCCAUGCAAUUCAGUCUGCCAUGCUGGUCCAUGCGCCUCUUGUCAGGCCAUGGGGCCAACUCAGCGAUGUUUCUGUGGACGACAUGAAUCUACAAAGAGAUGUGUGGAUACAGAUUACGAAAACGGAUGGAGCUGCAUGAAGAUUUGCGGCGAGCUACUAUCCUGUUUGCGUCACAAGUGCCAGCGUCCUUGUCACGAAGGCCCGUGUGGUGCUUGUGAGGAAUCCGUCCACGCUAGGUGCUAUUGCGGGAAGGUCACGAAAGAUAUGCCAUGUAGGGGGACGGGAGAGGAGAAAUACAGUGAACGCGAGAUUGAAAUGGAAGAAAUUUCCGGGGAGAUUUCAACGUGGACCGGGUCAUUUGAUUGCACGUCCAUUUGUGACCGUGUCUAUGAUUGUGGCCUGCAUCGCUGUCAGCAAUCAUGUCAUCCUCAGAGUCGGGCAGUGCCGCACUGUCCAAGCUCUCCAGAUGUUGUUAAACAUUGUCAAUGUGGAAAAUCACUUCUCUCUGAUAUCCCAAAUGCUAAAGCGCGGACUUCGUGCGAAGAUCCGAUCCCCACAUGUGAGAAACCUUGUGGGAAAGUGCUGCCGUGCAAACAUACCUGUCCAAAGGUAUGUCAUAGCGGUCCUUGUCCGCCAUGUUUCCUUUCUGUUGACAUCAAAUGUCGCUGUGGGCGUACAUCAUCGAAAUCCCUCUGCCAUCAGGGCUUUGGUGAGCCUCCUCAGUGCAUGCGCGUUUGUAAAGCUCCAAUGAACUGUGGCAGGCACACAUGCGGGGAACGAUGCUGCCCAGGCCAGCGCCAGUCAAUAGAACGGCAAGCCGCUAAGCGAAAGCUUAAGCCAUUCUCUCUUCGUCCUCAACAGAUGGUUGAGGAGAUUGAAGCGGAACAUAUAUGCACACGAGUAUGUAACCGGACUCUAAAGUGCUCCAAACACAAUUGCCGGGAAUUAUGCCAUAGAGGUGUCUGCAAGACUUGCCCUGAGGCCAUUUUUGAGGAAGUCUCAUGUCACUGUGGUAGGACAGUUCUUCAACCACCGCUUCCUUGCGGAACAACUGCUCCGGCAUGUCAUUACGACUGCGAGCGGCCGAAGCCCUGUGGUCAUCCGCAAACCCCUCAUACUUGUCAUAUGGACGAUGAAAACUGUCCGAAGUGUCCGUACUUUGUGGAAAAGAAGUGUCUCUGUGGAAGAACGUCGUCCAAGCAACCAUGUUCGCAGCCUAACGGCCAAUGUGCUUUCAUAUGUUCAAAGCCCUCCAAAUGUGGCGCCCAUACAUGCCAGCGGUUCUGUCAUAGGCCGGGAGAGUGCUCGGAUUCGAACAGCCCUUGCCAGAAGACAUGUGGAAAGCGUCUCAAAACUUGCGGACAUCCCUGCCAAGAGCGCUGCCAUGCUCCGUAUCCUUGUUCCGAGUCCACUCCAUGUCGAUCUCGCGUUUCUAUUACCUGUGCGUGUGGAAGGCUCACGGAGGAAAAGAAAUGCAGCUCUACUCGCGAAACGCCGAGAACCUCUGAUGAAAAAUUAAAAUGCGAUGAUGAAUGUGCGCGUCUAAAACGAAACCGUGACUUGGCUUCCGCUUUGAAUAUUGAUAUAGAUCCGGUUACAACUACAGCUGCCAAUCCAACUGUAGGGCCACAGGACUCGGAUACUCUGCCAUAUUCGGACGAUACCCUCGACCUGUACGUUCAGCUAUCCUCCUCUUCGACAUUGGCUACCCUUCAGGGCUAUGAAGCAAGCCUUCAUGCACUCGCUACCCAAGACUCGCAAAAAUCGAACCGCUUUCCACCAUGCCGUUCCCAACUUCGUGCCUUUAUCCAUUCUCUUGCCGGGGACUGGGGAUUCCAAUCCGAAAGUUUUGACCCGGAGCCAGUUCGCCAUGUUUUUGUGUACAAAGCUCCGGGGUGGAUCUCACCAGGUGUCGCUGCCGCCGGCCAAACGAGGAUUGGCAUUCGUGGUCUAAGCGUCAUUGAGUGUAUUAAAUUACGAGAGCGUGAACGCGCAAAGGAAAAAGAAGCUAGGAGAGCAGCCGCUGAAAAGGCAAGACAUGAAGCUGAACAACUGAACGAUGAAUGGACAGUCCUGGAACAGAAGGAUGAACAUGGGUGGUCGAGAGUUGUAUCGAAGAAGAAGCCACAGUGGUGGAAUGAUAGUGAUAUUCAGAAGCUUGCACCGAAUUUAGCGCAGACUGGACCUGGCGAAGGUAGCAGUAUGGGACUGAGCAGUGGCAGGUUUGGCAGUCUCAUAUUGAAAAGUGGUGUCGGUAGGGGAAAGGAAAUGGAUGGAUCAAGUUCACGUCCUUCUUCGUCAGGGGGUCGAAAGAAGCCGGCUAGCGAUGAGGAGGUCGUUGAUGAUUGGGAGGAGGAGAUUGAAAAAGAAGAGAAAGCAGGAGAGAAAGAAAAAGAGGAGGAGAAAGAGAAGCAGGAGCCGUCUGAUGUCCUUGCGCCUGAUCAUCAGCCUUGGGAUUGGGCUUCUGAAGGGGAAGGCGAGUCAUAUAUUGUCGAAACCGGGUUUCCAAUCGUUGGGAAUUGAUUCUCCUCUGGGAAAGGGUGCAGAUAGCGCUGGUGAAACGUUGACCUGUGGUGCACAGGAGGAUUUAGGAAAUAUGUAGUUACUCCAUACUCCAUGCUCCAUAGAGGCGGUAUCAAUACCAAAGGUGUCAGAGGCUUGAUCAUUUCUUUCUCGCCCCGUACUUAAUUCUUUGAAUUGAAUAAUAUGGAUGUUGGAAUAUCUUGGCUCUCCCAUCUCAACCACUCAAGCAUUAUCCUUGCAGUUGAAGGAUCUGGUAACUGAUCAAAGGUGCACGGAGUAGUGGAUAGAUAAUCCCUAACAUGGAAAAGACUGAGGAGUGCAUUUAUUCAUGUUGAUUUGAAUACGAAAGCCGCACGAGUUUAAUUUCCCAUGGUUGGUUUGCUGGGCUUGGAGGCUUUUCGAGGUACCCGGAUUUUAUUCACUCUCGGCAAUCUAUUAUUAUGCAGUAUUAUUGCACUCAAAGUUUUGUAACUAGAACGUGGCUGUAACGCGGAAUAUGUACGGAGUAUAUAGCUAGAGCAAUCGGGUUGUCUCUGGGCUGAACCUUGACAAGCA